AUGGUGGUUGUGGGGUCGUACAGGUGUGGAGCUAUUAACGGGGUCUUUGAGAAGGGGAGGGCCAUUUAUAAAGAGCAAUGUGGCGGAUGUCACGUAGUUCUUAAGGAUCAACCUCAUAAGACUGGAUCAAACUUCUACGGGCUUCUUGGCCGCCAAAAUGGGCAGGCACCAGGAUUUGUUUACACUGAGGCAAACAAUGCUACAGGAAUUACUUGCGGGCGGGAAACCAUCUUCGGAUACCUGGAGAAUCCGAAGAAGUAUAUCCCAGGCACGAAAAUGAUCUUUGCUGGAAUCAAGAAAGCUGAUGCAAGGGGCGAUCUUCUCUUUGAGCGAAACUCGGCCGCUUCCCCAGGGACAUUGGCGCACCAGGCCAGUAUAUCCUUGAAGACAUGUUAUAAGGACGAGGAGGCAGGCGAAUUCGACUGGAAUAAGUACACGUGCCCAGAUAGCACCCCGGAGUGCUGCGUGGAGAGUGAAGAAUUUACAUGCUGUCAGACCGAGGCACAGAAAACACUUUAUCAACAACUUCAGCUAUGGGGUGGGGUGGUAGGAUUCAUGCUCAUUGUGACGGGUGCCUAUCUCUGCUACAAAAAGGAAACUAACAUUUGCGAAAAAAGCCUCAAGGAAAGGUGCAGUUGUGGCAAAAAGCAAGAAGCGAAGGAAGAGACAGAACUAGAACUUACUGUGUUACCAAGUGGCGACCUCGGGAGCGCAAUGAGGCGCGAGGGGACGACCCUCAGUCAGUACGCUGCUUCACAGGCUCUGAACAACGAUCUGACAAAACUAUCGUCCGGUAACUACGAGAAGAAUGAAAACAAAGACUCACAAUCCAUUUCAGAGUCGUCGGCGGAUCGGAGGACUAAAAAUGAAGAUAACUCCGAUGCACAUACACCAACAAAUGAAACUCCGGCAAAUAAAACGAAACCAAAGAGUGCCACAAAGUUUCAGUGGAAAAAGAAGCAAGAGCCGUCCGAAGUAGCCGAGUCGAAAUACAAUUGGAAGAAAAAGAAGGUCGAGGAAAAGUGUUCGCCCUCAACACCAAAGAACCCCUAUAUAUACAUACCAUGAUAAUUACUUUUUAUUACAUGUAUAAUAAAACAUCAUAUGGAUAAUAAUAGACAUUUGAAGAUUCCGUCCUCCUCUUCCAUAUGACUGUGCCUGAUGUCGUCAGAACAAAGUUUAAGGAAAGUGAUGAUGAUAUGACCAGUUGCGUGAUAUUCGCGACAGUGAUUUUAUUGGAUCAAAAGUCUGCAUAUAUUUUUAAAUAACUUGUACAGAAAUUUUUUGUAUACAUUACAAGGAAUUGAAAAGGGCACGCAAAUUAGAAAUGAUAUCAUUUAGAGCCAGGUUGAAAUCCAUAUGUUAAGAACCUUUAGGCCCAGCCCAAUAGACACCAUCGGUCUUCGCACAUGUAGAUCGAUCCAUUUCUGCGGUGCAUCUCGCUGAGAGCAAUCAGCUUAACUGGAUGACACGCCUCCUUUUGUUUCCAACGAAUUCGAAUAAGCACGAACCUUUCUGUAUGCAACAUAAGGCCAGGAGGAGACGUGCCAUGCAGUUGGACUGCUUGCACUCAGCAAGACUUCCCACCGAGUUGGAUCGAUUUAUGGAAGUAGAUCACUGGUGUCUAUGGGAAUGGGGCCUUAGACCUUCUUGAAUCUUGUUUUCAAAUAGAAUAUUUUAGAUUUAGAAACAUUUAUGUGUCAUUAUUUUCUAACCAACGCGUGUUCAUAGUAUUGAUGACAAUAUAUGUUUUUCAUACACCUGACAUCAUUUUAUGGUUGGAAUCAGUUCUGCAAAAAAAUUUUUCAUGGUUCCUUUGAUCAUCCCUUCUAUUUAAAAUGUUUGUGCAAGCGCAUGGUUUGUUAUUAUUUCACAAAAAAUAUUCUUAAUGCAGAGCUACAAAACAUGUUUUGGAGAGCCAUGGUUUUAAACUGUUGAAAACGUGCACUUAGUAUUGAUCU
Molecule: messenger RNA, 1961 nt
Organism: Lingula anatina
Lineage: Eukaryota; Metazoa; Brachiopoda; Lingulata; Lingulida; Lingulidae
Product: cytochrome c-like
Molecular function (GO): electron transfer activity; heme binding
Source: RefSeq, a predicted model, not a curated record